GUAACAUGAUGAGUCAAAGUAUUGGAGUAGCUGUACUGGUUUGGUUAACUUUAGCAAACUGCCAAGUUAUCCGUUAUGAAACUGAGGUAAAGACAGAUACCACUAACUACGGACCCGUUACCAUGGUGGUAAAUAAUCUGGCGGAUAUUGCCGUUGAUGUAAGCGACGACACCACCGUUCAAUUGGAGGGCAAAAUAAAUCGCACUCAGCAGGAUAUCGCCGGAGAUAUUGAGGUUCUCACCGCCAAUGCAUUGUCCCAGUUAAGUGACGCAAUCUACGAGACCAACGAGCUACUUGUGGUCAAUCCUGACUGCAAUCCGGCUUGGAGCUUGGAUGAACUUAAUGAGAAUGUAACCUACCAACUAGGUGGUUGCACUAGUGGCUUAGGAAAUCUCUUGGAUAACUUCCGUUUGGAGGGCCAACAGGCAUUAUCCAGAGUCCAGGGAUUUGUUCAGCAGAUUUCAGAGUUGCCUGCCAAGUGUCAGAUGUUGGGGUCUUCUGCUCUUAAUCCUCUGGCUACAGCAGGCGGAAGUGUUUGCUUUAUCAAUGCCAUGGCUGAGAUCAACCUGGGUAUGGCCCAAUCUCUGCAUAAUGCCUCCCUGCUCCUGGUGCAAACACAUCAGGCCACCGAACAGCAAGUGGAUCAGGCUCAGCGGUGUACUGCCUUCGUAGUGCAGCAGAUCGGCGACUAUUUGCGAGAGGAGCGGGAUCAAUGCCAACUGUGAACCCUUUCUUUUAGCCAUAGUCCUAAGUCCAGGCAAAUACAGCCAAUGGCAAAUUUAUGCACCCACAAGAUGACAAAGGCCGAGGACUCGCCACAUCCUGUCGACUUAUUCCUUAUGCAUGACAUUUAUUUGACAAGUUUUUGAUUGAUUUUACAGCUGCUGCAGUCGAUCUGGUGCAGCUAUCUGCAUACUCGUAGGUACAGUAAAAACUCCCAAGAACUAAUACAAAAAUAUAAAUUAAGUUUUAAAAAUUUUGUAAUUUCUAAAUCUUAGGCCACAUUUUUGAAUGAUUUACAUAUCGAGUUGGCAAGUUAAAAAGUAUUAUAUUUUAUCCAUUCCCAA
Messenger RNA from Drosophila eugracilis, 1067 nucleotides. RefSeq lists its product as uncharacterized. The transcript is spliced from 2 exons. The record is from RefSeq and is a predicted model, not a curated record. Bases 6 to 725 code for a protein of 239 amino acids. NCBI's taxonomy places the organism in Eukaryota, Metazoa, Arthropoda, Insecta, Diptera, Drosophilidae.